AUGGCAAUCCCAUUGGUGCUAUCCCUCGUGGUGUUCUCCUUUCUCUCCGGUGGCGCCACCACCGCUUUCGGUUACUAUGUGCCGUUUAUGUACUUCGGGCCAAUUCUUUCUGCCAUCGGCGCUGGACUAUUGACUACAUUUACCACAUCCACCGGCCAUCCCCAAUGGAUUGGCUACCAAGUCAUUUAUGGUGUGGGAAUUGGAGCCGGUAUGCAGAUGCCCAUGAUUGCGUCCCAGACAGUCCUUAAUGUGGAUGACAUCCCAGUGGGUACUUCCGUUAUCAUUUUUGCCCAGACUUUGGGAGGUGCAUUGUUUGUAUCGGUCGCACAAAAUGUCUUCGGGAACUCUCUCGUGAAAGGUGUUCUGCAAGGAUCGCCAGGUCUCGAUCCCGGUUACGUGAUGCAAGCGGGGGCCACCGACCUGGGGUGGAUAAUCCCUUCCCAGCAUCUCCUGGCUGUCCAAAAAGCAUAUAAUCAUGCGUUGGCACAAACGUUCUAUGUCUCUGUCGCUUUGAGCGCGCUCUCCAUUGUUGGAGCGGCCGGAAUGGAAUGGAGGAGCGUUAAAGGGAAAAAGGAGGUGGCUCCGCCAUGA
Messenger RNA from Aspergillus pseudoviridinutans, 591 nucleotides. RefSeq lists its product as uncharacterized. The coding region runs from base 1 to 591 and encodes 196 amino acids. The record is from RefSeq and is a predicted model, not a curated record. Lineage: Eukaryota; Fungi; Ascomycota; Eurotiomycetes; Eurotiales; Aspergillaceae. The transcript has a single exon. Gene Ontology annotation, biological process: transmembrane transport. Gene Ontology annotation, molecular function: transmembrane transporter activity.